Molecule: messenger RNA, 303 nt
Organism: Amorphotheca resinae ATCC 22711
Lineage: Eukaryota; Fungi; Ascomycota; Leotiomycetes; Helotiales; Amorphothecaceae
Exons: 1
Coding region: 35-223 (62 amino acids)
Source: RefSeq, a predicted model, not a curated record
GGGGGGGGAUGGAAUCAAGCGAAAAGCGUCGAAGAUGUGGAAAGGUUUCUUUUCCAAUCUUUGGAGAGAUAGGGCUUCAUUUCUCGUCAUGUGUAUGUGCAUUGGAACCUCUUGUACUGUAUUUACAAACAGUAUAUGUCAUGUUAGAACUCGUUCCUCUCGUCUCCAAAGUUGCUGGCAAGACGGCGACAAUACUGCCAUGGUGGGGAAUCUACACGUAUAAUAUUUGAUUGACAGGACAUAUGUAGCAAUAAGCAAUAUGUAGAUAAUAACAAGUCCUCGUCAAAACCACAGCCUGCAUAC